AUGUCUCCUUGUGAUGCGAAUGUAGCUUUUGGUAAUGAAAUACCCUUAUCUGUAAUAUCUAACACAGACAAUAUUCAGUCUCUUUCUACUAAGUCAAUUAUAGCUUAUAAUGCUGGAUCUCAGCAGUUCCAACUGGAAAGACUAAUAAAAUCUUAUUAUAAAGUUACUUUAGAUCUCAUUGAUCUGGAGAGACUGCGUAGAUAUAUCGGGAAUGCUGCUGCAAUUCACUUUAUUAGUGGAGGACUAGCUGGUAUAGUUAGCCGUACUGUUACAGCCCCAUUGGAUCGUAUUAAAGUAGUUAUGCAGAUUGCAAAACGCAAUCUAAGAAUACGUGAUGUAGUCACUUUGAUUCAUAUGGAUGGAGGAAUAUCUGGAUUUUUUAGAGGGAAUGGAGUAAAUUGUCUUAAGGUUGCUCCCGAGCUUGGACUUAAAUUCUAUAUAUAUGAAUAUUAUAAAAGCCUCUUGAAGUAUACAAGAAUGAAGUAUCUUGAUAAAGAAAAAAAUUUGAGGAAACCUGGGUACAGUCUUAAUUCUGAUUUAACUCUUAAACAUAGUGUUUCUAAUAAUUAUAUGUAUGAAAGGAUUAUUGCUGGUGGCUUUGCUGGAGCUACAGCUCAACUUAUUAUAUAUCCACUAGAAGUCGUGAAGACUAGAAUGGCUGUUUCCAAGGUCAGUCACUAUACUGGAAUUUUUAACUGUGCCUUACAAACAUUUAAUACAUGUGGCUUAAGAGCUUUCUACAGAGGAGCAAUUCCUGCAAUUGUUGGAGUAUUUCCAUAUUCUGGAAUAGAUCUAGCCUGCUUUGAAACUCUAAAAUCCUUACAUUCAAAAUAUAAGCAUGAAGUCGAACCCUCUUUAUUGGAAUUACUUUCCUUUGGAGCAAUAUCUUCUACCUUAGGUCAGAUAGUUUCUUAUCCUAUAGCCUUAAUAAGAACUAGAAUGCAAGUGGAUGGGAUGAAUGGUAAACCUCGAAUAUAUACAUCUAUAUUUGGAUCUCUCAGACAUGUUAUAAGGACUGAGGGUCCUAGUGCAGUUUAUAAAGGUAUAAGACCUAAUUUAAUUAGAGCAGUUCCAGCUAUAUCAAUUAGCUGGGUAGUUUAUGAAAGUACAAAGAAUUAUUUAACAACAAAAGUAGCCAUUAAUCCUAUUAAAUUAUGA
This is a messenger RNA of Cryptosporidium muris RN66, 1158 nucleotides long. RefSeq names its product carrier protein, putative. Lineage: Eukaryota; Apicomplexa; Conoidasida; Eucoccidiorida; Cryptosporidiidae. Gene Ontology annotation, molecular function: ATP transmembrane transporter activity. The record is from RefSeq and is a predicted model, not a curated record. The transcript has a single exon. Gene Ontology annotation, biological process: transmembrane transport. The coding region runs from base 1 to 1158 and encodes 385 amino acids.